Messenger RNA from Trichomonas vaginalis G3, 783 nucleotides. Its product is annotated as cysteine S-palmitoyltransferase protein. Gene Ontology annotation, cellular component: Golgi apparatus; endoplasmic reticulum. The record is from RefSeq and is a predicted model, not a curated record. Gene Ontology annotation, molecular function: protein-cysteine S-palmitoyltransferase activity. NCBI's taxonomy places the organism in Eukaryota, Parabasalia, Trichomonadida, Trichomonadidae. Gene Ontology annotation, biological process: protein targeting to membrane; peptidyl-L-cysteine S-palmitoylation. The transcript has a single exon. Bases 1 to 783 code for a protein of 260 amino acids.
AUGAAAUUUGCAGUGAUAAGAGGUGAUCAACUACCUGGCCGAAUAACAGUUUUACUUCUUUGGUUUGGAGGUCUGGGAUGCAAUAUUUAUUUAUUCUGCAAAUAUCCUACUUUAGCAUCACAAAUUAUUAGCGGAAUUUAUUAUUUUCUUGGAAUUUUGUGGCUAUGGUCAUAUUUUGUUUGCUGCUGGCUUGAUCCAGGAUAUAUUGAAAGUUAUUAUGAAAAUCAAGGUAUAAAAGACAAUAUUUUGAAAGGUGAAAUUCCACAUGAUCUUGAAAACAUUCCUAAAUGUCCUAAAUGCUCGUAUCCGAAGCCAAAGAGAACACAUCAUUGUUCGACUUGUAACAAAUGCGUAAUUUAUUUUGAUCAUCAUUGUCCUGCCAUUGGAAACUGUGUUGGCUUAUAUAACAUCAAAGGAUUCAUAUUAGUUAGCUUUUAUGGAGGAGUUCAACUCAUCCUAAUUGCUGCUAUGCUCUUUGCAAACAAAGGAAAUCAAACAGGAGGUAUUGUUGCAGUGAUGUUUGGAGCAGUUUUCAUAUUAUUUGGACUUUCUUAUGUGUUUAGAAUAGGUCAGAGUAAGCCAACAAUUGAAUCUUACCAAUCAUUCAGUAUAAAUCCAUAUGAUCAUGGAAAUUGCAGCAAUUUGAAAGAAAUUUACCCAACAAUCUUUCAUUUCUUCGUCCCAAUACGCCCACCAUCAGAUGCAUUCACCUGGAAUGAUGCUGAAUUUCCAGAAUAUGUUAAUAACAAUUCAACUAAUGUGAAUAUGAAUCCACCAACAUAA